Manacus vitellinus (golden-collared manakin) is the source of this 509-nucleotide messenger RNA. RefSeq names its product RNA polymerase II subunit E (gene POLR2E). The transcript has 6 exons. Gene Ontology annotation, biological process: DNA-templated transcription. Gene Ontology annotation, cellular component: RNA polymerase II, core complex; RNA polymerase III complex; RNA polymerase I complex. Gene Ontology annotation, molecular function: DNA binding; DNA-directed RNA polymerase activity. Bases 53 to 472 code for a protein of 139 amino acids. NCBI's taxonomy places the organism in Eukaryota, Metazoa, Chordata, Aves, Passeriformes, Pipridae. The record is from RefSeq and is a predicted model, not a curated record.
CCGCACCGACCUGACCGUGCUGGUGGCUCACAACGACGACCCCACCGACCAGAUGUUCGUCUUCUUCCCCGAGGAGCCCAAGGUGGGGAUCAAGACGAUCAAGAUGUACUGCCAGCGCAUGCAGGAGGAGAACAUCACCCGGGCCCUGAUCGUGGUGCAGCAGGGAAUGACCCCCUCGGCCAAGCAGUCCCUGGUGGACAUGGCUCCCAAAUACAUCCUGGAGCAGUUCCUGCAGCAGGAGCUUCUGAUCAACAUCACUGAGCACGAGCUGGUCCCAGAGCACGUUGUCAUGACCAAGGAGGAGGUGACAGAGCUACUGGCCCGAUACAAACUGAGGGAGAACCAGCUGCCCAGGAUCCAGGCUGGGGACCCCGUGGCCCGGUACUUUGGGAUAAAGCGCGGCCAGGUGGUGAAGAUCAUCAGGCCCAGCGAGACAGCAGGACGGUACAUCACCUACAGGCUGGUGCAGUGACCCCAGCGUGGGUAAGGCCCAGGGAACCCCAGGGCUG